AUUGCAAGCAGUGCUGCGGUGCAACUGGUAGUCUCCGGUUUUCCCUUCCGCUCCACUUUCCAUCCUCCCGAGAGAGAUAGAGAGAGAAGGAAGGAAGACAGGGAGGGAGAGAAGCGGUAGGCAAAUAAAACGGACUCCCAUCUCCUCUUCGUCCUCUUUUAUCGCGUUCUCUGUAUAUCUCUCUCGCCCUUUUUCUGAGGACCCGAGGCACGGUUUGACUGUUGGGGGAAGUGGUGAGCGAGCGGCGGAGCAGCAUCGCCAUCAUUCCUUUUGCUGCCCGCAAGCCCCGCGCCCCCUGGCCUCCUCCGCCAUCGGUCCCUCGCGCUUCGUGCUUUUUUAGCCGUCGCUGAGAGAGAGAGAGAGAGAUCGAUCUACCAUGGCGAAGAAGUUGGAGGAUGCAGAGUUUUGGCUGCCAGCCGAGAUUCUCGGCGGGGACGACGAGCUCUUUCUCGUUAAGGGCGCCGGCGAUGGGAAGGUGGCAAGUUUCUCUGCGUCUGGCUUCCCUAGUGAGUUGUCUUUCGGCUUCGCCGCGAAUCUGGACUCGCCGGUGGAGUCCGUAACCGACGACGAAGAGGAGGAUUACAUGGCCGGGCUUACCAAGCAGAUGGCUCAUUACUUUCUGCAGGACGAUGACAAGGAGGCCGAGGUGGCCACAGGAGCGGCGGACAACUCGAAGGCCAUGGCCGGCUCACCUCAGUCCACGCUUUGUGCGUGGUCGGCUUCCUCCAACAGAGGGAGCCCGAAUGGACCCUCGCUUGUGUCGUCGCCGCCAACGUUGUCACCACUGGAACAGAGGGGAAAGGCGGAAAACCCUCGUGAUCUGCUCCACGAGGCAGCGGGGCAGGUGAUGCGUCUUCGUCUCGAUGAACUCGGUCAUCAGGGGAGCUUGUAUGAACGUGGGAUUCUCCGCUCGCAUAUGACUCCACCGAUUGCCACUGCUCCGACGAAAGUUGGGGUCGAAUUUUUUACUCCAAAUCCUGUUCUCAGCCGGCAAGAGAUACAAACAGCUCAUUUUUACCACUUGAAGAGGCAACAAGAGAUAAAGCAGCAGUCGUCGGCGUCGGCGUCGGCGUGGGCGAAGCAGACCAAAGCCAAAUCUACCAUUAGUGGCGGACGGUACGGCGAAAAUCUCAACUGCCGCCCCUUGGAUCUCCCCGCCUCGGCGUGGCCGCCCUUAGGAAAGCCACCUACUCAACCGCAACAGCCACCGGCCUUUGCGGGCUCCGGCAUGCGUGCCGUCUUCCUCCACACCGCAGGAGCCCGAAAGGAGUCCGCCGGCACUGGAGUCUUUCUUCCGCGCACCGCCGGAAACAAAUUCGAACCGAAGAAAAAGUCAGGCUGUUCCACCGUUUUGGUGCCCGACAGAGUGGUACAGGCGUUGAAUCUGAACCUCGACGAAUUCGCAGCUCAACCACGGUUCCCCGGUGGCUUUGUUCUCAGCCAUGAAGCUCUCAUUGGGCGGAGCAGCGUCGUGCCGUCCCAUCACAAGAAGCCCCACCCCAAGCUCAGCACGCUGCCGCCGACCGGGCCAGCAUUUCCAGCAGCACCAACAUCAGUCGCUCACGAGACAGGCCUCCCUCAGGAGUGGACCUACUGACCCCGUCCGCCCCCACUAACAUCAUACUUACCGCAGCGUAGCAGUGGUUGCUUUAGCGAUUAGCGUAACUCCAGUAGAAGCAAACGCCAAAAGUAUUCCAGUUAGGUUUAUUGAUAUUGUAUUUUUUUGACGGCGCCGGUGGUUGCGGUGGUGGUUGCGGUUCCAGCAGGGUACAGUGAUGGUGUGCAAUAAACCCAUGGUCGUGUUGUUUUGGGUGAAGAAUUACGGUAGAAAACAAAAUGCGUCAAAAUAAGAACAUCUCCAAGCAAGUCUCUUCUCUGCCUGCCUUGGUACUUUGGCUCAUCAAACCCAUCUUAAUUGUGUCUCUGCAGCCUAUUCAAUGCACUCCAGGCGCAGAGCACGAGAACAUGGGCUUGAAAUAAGGACGACUCUCCUUUUUUUCUAGCACUCUCUUUUUGUCCCAGUAUUAUUUGUUUUGUAAUCCGUUUUGUCUAUAAAUGAAAUAUUCUGUGGUUUUGCA
Molecule: messenger RNA, 2078 nt
Organism: Zingiber officinale
Lineage: Eukaryota; Viridiplantae; Streptophyta; Magnoliopsida; Zingiberales; Zingiberaceae
Exons: 5
Coding region: 377-1597 (406 amino acids)
Source: RefSeq, a predicted model, not a curated record